Messenger RNA from Gopherus flavomarginatus (Mexican gopher tortoise), 883 nucleotides. Its product is annotated as zinc finger protein 560-like. Bases 30 to 479 code for a protein of 149 amino acids. The record is from RefSeq and is a predicted model, not a curated record. The transcript is spliced from 4 exons. Lineage: Eukaryota; Metazoa; Chordata; Testudines; Testudinidae. Gene Ontology annotation, biological process: regulation of DNA-templated transcription.
CUGCCCUUCUCCCCCAGACAGGCUGCAGAAUGUUUUGCUCCAGCUCAUCCCAGCCUGGCGUGGGACAGGGAAGAGAAAUGGCUGCAGUGGAGUCAGUCCAGGGGCUGGUGACCUUCAAGGAGAUGGCUAUGUAUUUCACCAGUGAAGAGUGGGCUCUGCUGGACCCCACUCAGAGAGCCCUCUACUGGGAUGUCAUGCAGGAGAACUAUGAGACUGUGACCUCGCUGGGCCAGAGAAUAACAUCCAUGUUUCGCUGCAGAUCAUCUCGUCCUCCCAGGGGCAAGGAAAUGGCUGCAAUGGAGCUGGCUCAGGGGCCGGUGACCUUCGAGGAGGUGGCUGUGUAUUUCUCCAGGGAAGAGGGGACUCUGCUGGACCCCACUCAGAGAGCCCUCUACAGAGAUGUCAUGCAGGGGAACUAUGAGACGAUGGUCUUGCUGGGUAAGGAUUCCUGUCCCUUCUGUUCUUGGAAGGGGAAAUGAAGAGUGAAGGUUCAUGCCACCCCCACAAUGCCAUCUGUACCCUGUCCUGUUUCAGCAUCACCCCAAUAGGCCAGUAACAUACAUACUACCAGAGACCCUCCUCUGCUGCAGAACACUUUGGGAACAGAGCACAGGAGCAGCAUCACACAAUGUCAAAUAUCUCCUCUUUACUCAAGUAAAACUGGGGUUAGGUCCAGCAUAAUGAACAGAAGCUUCCUACCCCCAGCCUUCUCUCAAACCCUGAGCCUUCUCUACCCAAACCAGAAUGUGCUUGGGGUGUAACAAGCAGGCGGCUGGAGUCAGAGCUGCCAGUCCAGGGUUACUUAUCAUACAGACACUCAGUGCGUCCUUGAACGCUGGCUGGGAGUAUCCAGACAGGGGAGCUCCAGCAGCAGAACACUGAA